Molecule: messenger RNA, 1614 nt
Organism: Emys orbicularis (European pond turtle)
Lineage: Eukaryota; Metazoa; Chordata; Testudines; Emydidae
Gene: GNS
Product: glucosamine (N-acetyl)-6-sulfatase
Exons: 14
Coding region: 1-1614 (537 amino acids)
Biological process (GO): glycosaminoglycan metabolic process
Molecular function (GO): glycosaminoglycan binding; N-acetylglucosamine-6-sulfatase activity
Source: RefSeq, a predicted model, not a curated record
AUGUCUCCCGCGGUGUGGGGGCCGGCGCUGGCCGCGCUGCUGGUGCUGAGCCGCGAUUGGGGCUGCGCGCAGGCGGCCGGGACCAGCGGGGCGCGGAAGCCCAGCGUGGUGCUGAUCCUCACCGAUGACCAGGAUGUCUGCCUGGGCGGCAUGACACCGCUAAAGAAGACCAGUGCCCUUAUUGCAGAUAUGGGGAUAAGCUUCUCAAAUGCAUAUGUGCCCAGUGCAUUGUGCUGUCCCAGCAGAGCUAGCAUCUUAACAGGGAAGUACCCACAUAAUCAUCAUGUUGUCAAUAACACUCUGGAGGGAAACUGCAGCAGCAAAUCAUGGCAGAAAAUACAGGAACCAUAUACCUUCCCAGCUCUCCUCAAGUCCAUGUGUGGCUAUCAAACAUUCUUUGCUGGGAAGUAUUUAAAUGAGUAUGGAGCAGAAGAUGCAGGGGGAAUAGGCCAUGUUCCUCCUGGAUGGAGUUUUUGGUAUGCUUUGGAAAAAAAUUCAAAGUACUAUAAUUACACUCUUUCAGUAAAUGGAAAAGCACGAAGGCACGGUGAGAAUUACAGUGCAGAUUACCUGACAGAUGUACUGGCUAAUAUGUCCUUGGAUUUCUUGGAAUAUAAAUCUAACUUUGAACCCUUCUUCAUGAUGAUCUCCACUCCAGCACCACACUCUCCCUGGAUACCUGCUCCUCAAUAUAAAAAGAGCUUCCAGAAUGUCAGUGCACCAAGAAAUGGCAAUUUUAACAUUCAUGGAAAGGACAAGCAUUGGCUAAUCAGGCAAGCAAAGACUCCAAUGACUAAUUCUUCAAUACAGUUUCUAGAUGAUGCUUUUAGAAAAAGAUGGCAAACACUACUGUCAGUAGAUGAUCUGAUAGAGAAACUGGUGAAGAAACUGGAAUUGCUUGGAGAGCUAGAUAAUACUUACAUUUUUUAUACCUCAGACAAUGGCUUCCAUACUGGACAAUUUUCUUUGCCAAUAGACAAACGGCAGCUCUAUGAGUUUGACAUUAAAGUUCCAUUGCUAGUUCGAGGACCAGGCAUCAAACCAAACCAGACAAACAAGAUGCUGGUUGCAAACAUUGAUUUGGGUCCCACGAUUUUGGAUAUCGCAGGGUUUGACAUAAACAAGACACAGAUGGAUGGGAUGUCACUGUUGCCGCUUCUGAGAGGAGACAAAAAUGUGACCUGGAGAUCAGAUGUCUUGAUUGAGUACCAAGGAGAAGGACAUAACAGCAGCGAUCCUACCUGCCCUGCCCUGGGACCUGGUGUUACUCAUUGUUUUCCAGACUGUGUGUGUGAAGAUUCGUAUAACAAUACAUAUGCUUGUGUGAGGACACUGUCAACUUCUUGGGAUCUGCAGUACUGUGAAUUUGAUGACCGGGAGGUGUUUGUUGAAGUCUACAACUUGACUGCAGACCCACACCAGCUUACGAACAUUGCUAAAACAAUAGAUCAAGAAAUUUUAGAGAAGAUGAACUAUCGACUAAUGAUGUUGCAGUCCUGCUCAGGAGCAACUUGUCGCACACCAGGCGUCUUUGACCCAGGGUACAGAUUUGACCCACGCCUAAUGUUCAGUCAUGGUAUUUGGGCUCACAAACUUUCCACACGGUCUCUGUAA